Molecule: messenger RNA, 992 nt
Organism: Scaptodrosophila lebanonensis
Lineage: Eukaryota; Metazoa; Arthropoda; Insecta; Diptera; Drosophilidae
Gene: Paip2
Product: polyadenylate-binding protein-interacting protein 2
Exons: 4
Coding region: 210-584 (124 amino acids)
Biological process (GO): negative regulation of translational initiation
Cellular component (GO): cytoplasm
Molecular function (GO): mRNA regulatory element binding translation repressor activity
Source: RefSeq, a predicted model, not a curated record
CCCACAGCACAUAUUUAUACUACGUUUCGCAAUAGAUAAAUCAAAAUUUUUCGUGUGUUUCUUCCUGGAUGCAAAUGCAACAAUAAAUUGUCAUAAUUCUGCAACAAAAUUCUCAGUAGUCAAUUUAUAACGCGGAGGCAGAGCAACGAUUUCAAUUUGGCAAACAUUGCAAGAUAAUUUGGAACGUUAUUGAAUUACUAAAAAUUACCAUGUUGUUGAAAGUACCAUCUGUUGACUGGACGGAUCAAAUAGUUUACAUAGUGGAUGACGACGAUUCACUGUCAGAUAUCGAUGAUGAGCCCGACUUUUCCGAAUACAUGUGGAUGGAGAACGAGGAGGAAUUUGAUAAGAAUGAGCUGCAACGCCUGGAGGAGGAAGAAAUUAUGCAGGAAUGCUUUGAGGCAAUGAUUGAGGAUGAGCUGGAGGAGCAAAUUAAUGAGUGGGAAAAAGCGAAAACUGAAGAACAAAAUACUGCAUUGUUGGCCUUACCCAAAAGUCAAUGCAAUAUCGAGAAAUCCAUACUGAAUCCAAUGGCUGACGAAUUCAUACCACGUAGUCAUAUAAUGGAUUUUGCAACCUCCUAAAGCCUCCCCACAUAGAAAGCACACCACGUUGUGCAGGGACACUGGAGAUGUCCUUUUGCGGCGCGUCUAAGCCUUAAAAGUCCCUACUAUGCAAAACAAAAAAAAACAAAAAAACAAAAUAACUGCAAAAAGCUCGUAAAAAACUGUUAACAAAUGAUGGACUAAGUUCCGAAACAGAGGAAUCAUCAAGCCAGAGCAACAGUUCUCCCAUCAACAAUAGCAACCAAAUUCAAAAUAUGUAUAUCGUAUCAUGCAUACAUAGAAGAAACAAACAUACGAAAUGCCAAUACGCCAACAACGCUGCAGCUAAAAUGCAAACGAAUAACAUUUAAAAAAAAAGUUUAUAAAAAACACUGAAUCAGUGCAAAAAAACGAUUAAAAUUGUAUAAAAAAAAACGAUCGCAUUAA